CUUCCCCUUGGUGAGUCUCGGUCCGCCCGCAGCAGUCUCCUUCCCGGUGAGGGUUUCUUUUUUUUUUUYUUUUUUUUUUUUUUUUUUUUUUUUUUUUUACUACUACAGAGAUGGCUGCGAAAGUGUGCAGAUCGGUACUCCUGUUGUCCCGGAGCAGCGGAACGGCGGCCGGCAGCCUCCCCGUAGUUGUCUCUUCUUCACAACGGCACCAACAACACAUAAGACCGGAGGUGCUGCCUGCUACUUUCACCCGUCAGACUGUCAGGAGAGCUCAUGGCCUACGGUCAGCAGCCCACUCCACGCUCUUCACCCAGACCACCACUGCCCUGUCUCCACAGGUUUGGAAGAGCGCCCCCUCAUGGCCUGGGCAGAGACUGUUUUGUUCCUCCGCUGCUCCACAGGAGGUGACCGUGGUGUAUCAGAAUGGUCUGCCUGUGAUCUCGGUCAGUUUGCCGUCCAGGCGGGAGCGCUGCCAGUUCACCCUGAAGCCUCUGAGCGACUGCGUGGGCGUUUUCCUGCAGCAGCUGCAGGCGGAGGACAGAGGCAUCGACCGUGUGGCCAUCUACUCUAUGGACGGAGCGAGGAUCGCCUCCUCCACUGGCAUAGAUAUCCUGCUGAUGGACGACUUUAAGCUCGUCAUCAAUGACACCACUCAUAUUGUGCGACCACCAAGGAGAGAGAUCCUGCCCCACGAGGAGGCCGAGAGGCUAAAUGACGUCAAGUUUCUGGUGCAGCAGCUCUACACCACACUGCGCAUCGAAGAGCACCAGCUCAGCAAAGAGCGGGAGCUGAUUGGACGACUGGAGGACCUCAACUCUCAGCUGCGCCCCCUAGAGAAGGUGAGAGAGGAGCUGAGCAAGAAGGCGGAGCGCCGCACCACCUGGGUGCUGUGGGGCGGCAUGGCGUACAUGGCGACGCAGUUUGGCAUCCUGGCCAGGCUGACCUGGUGGGAAUACUCCUGGGAUAUCAUGGAGCCCGUCACCUACUUCAUCACUUAUGGCACUGCGAUGGCAAUGUAUGCCUACUUUGUGCUUACACGUCAGGAGUACGUUUAUCCUGACGCUAGAGAUAGACAGUAUCUGCUGUUCUUCCACAAGGGGUUGAAGAGGACACGCUUCGAUAUCGAGAAGUACAACAAGCUGAAGGAUGACAUCGCUGAGGUGGAGCUGGACCUGAAGCGCCUAAGGGAUCCGCUCCAGCUCCAGCUCCCGAUUCAGCAGCUGCCCAGCGACAAAAAUUGAUGACAAGCGUGACUCCCCUCAUCUCUGAUCUCCUGGAAACGACCCUCUUUCUUCCCCUUCCCCCCCUCUGGUGUCUGAGUACUCCCUCUCUACUCCCUCCUAUCCUCUUCUCCUUCUCUACCUGUCCCUUUGUUUAUUGUGGAAGGUUGUUUUUUUUUUUCUUCUUCUCUCCUGGCUAAAAUCUAUAGUUGGAAUUCGAGAAUGCCUCAAACUGAAGACUUCAUACAGCUGAAGGAUGAAGACGAAGAUGGUGAAGAUUAUCAAAGCAAAUUGGAUUAGCCUCAAACUCUGGAGGGGCGACCUGCCGGUAAACCGCAGGGAUGAAUGCGAAUUCGCUUGCUUGUAAGCACUCUGAGAUAGGGAACACGGCGAGGAGCAGCCUUUGUUGAGUCAGCGUGUGUGUGUGUGUGUGUGUGUGUGUUGAAGAAGGAUCACCUAAUGCGACAGUAAACACACACACACGCGCUUCCUCCCAGCCUGUGCAGGCUCCAGAGACAAGUUUACAGGAAGUUCUGACUGCAGUCGCACCAUCAUGGAGAUUCUAGUUUCCCUGCGUCCGAACUCUGCCGCCUCCCCUCCCUCUCCGCCGAGCCGCGCCUCCUCCAGGUGACGGGCAGCAUCCCUUCGUCAGGAGCAUCUGUAUCUCUGCAGGAAGCAGGAACGCCUCGUUUUCCCUUCCUGUUGAUGUCCUGUAAGCGGCUUGGCAUCCGCAAGUCAGAGAGUCCUACCGACAACAACAUCACUGUGUGUUCUUUUAUUCCAAAACAAACUGAAAAAAAAAAAAAAAAAAGUUAAUAUUUUGGCACUUUUUAUUUUGAAAGCCAUAGUAUAUUUGUUAUGACAAAAAUAUGGGUAUAUAUGUAUACAAUCAAACAGAUGACCAGAGGCUAGUUUUUUUUCUCUCUUUGUUUUCCAGUGGGGGGAGGAGCUCUCCGACAAACAUAAAAAAAUAAAUAAAUCAUUGGUACCCCAUAAAAGGACUCCACUAACAACAGCAUUACACUGUAUUCAAUAAAUACCUUGUGCUAAUAGCUUUGUACAUUUUCAUGACAAGUACACAAUAUAUAUGUGGCGCUCAUUUUCAAGAGAAGAGCUCCUGUGCAUGGUCUCCGAGAGGGAGGAAGCAACUCUGAAGCCAGAUCAGGGUGAAAAAUGGCUUUAAUUACAGAAUACAUGCAUUUCUCAGCAAUGUGAAUAAUGCUGUGCUUUACUUACCUCUUUAACCAACCAUUGCUGCAGAGUGUUGUGCAAUAUCUCCAAUGAAGUAAAAAAAAAAAAAAAAGACAAACUUACCCUUAUGUUGGAGUAUAAACUAAUUCGAUUCAUGCAAAAUAAAUAAAUAAAAUUUCAUCCUAAGAUGACACGGAAUAAAGUCAGAGUUUUCUCCUCCCACUGCUGCUGUAAUGGCCUCCCCCCCUGCUCUCAGUGACAAGGCAGGGUAGACUGCAUGCUGUGGUAUGGCCUCAGUAGAAACUUGUGAACGUGUAGGAGCAUUAUAGCAAUUUUGUACUUAAUUGGGCACUUUCUUUUCGCGCAUCCUUUGGACGUCCAUCAGCAUCUCCAUGAAGUUUUGCGACACAUUGUUAAUUCAAACCAUAUCUUGAUUUUUCUUUAGGCGUGGGCCGGUAUGAGAUUCUCUCUGGAGGAGAACAGACAAAAUGCUGUGACUUUACUGUGUUGGGCUGAACUUUAAACAAAAUAAUAAAACGUAUCAAAUGACCUAAUCUUGUUGAUUUAAAACUGAAAAUUGAUCCUGCUACACCAAAAAAGUAAAUGGAUGCAAGUAUUUAAAGUUUGUUGAAGAUUUUGCAAGCAUAUGUAAACCCCCACUAAAUUUCAAAGUAGUUUUUGACUGCUUUAUUCUAAAUACUGCACAUUUUUGCCACUCUGUUCUGUUUAUCAUAUUAACAGAGAUGCACUGAUUUCGCUUUUCGGAGGAUUUUAUUUACAUUUGACUUGACACUGACUUUGAUCAGGUCAGUUUUCAAUUUAACAGAAAAAUAAGGAAUUACAUUAUUAUCACCAUCUAUGCAUAAUGUGACUAUCCUUUUAUCAAACAGGAAACUUGGUCAGACCGGUUUAAUUGGUCAGAUUAAAAUCUUGUUGAUGAUAAGUUGAUCUUGUCAAGUCAGUAGCAGACAGAGACCAGCAGGUGGCACUGCUUUAGGUUUCAGAACUAUUUCCAAAAAGCCAAAUUUGUCUUUUGUUUCAGCCAGCUGAGUGGUGGUGUGCAGCAUUGUGCUAGUCUGUGCUUCGUAACACCUGGAAAAGCAAACUAUUACUGGAAAGCAUCUAAAAAAUAAGAUUUAGUCUGUAGCGAACAAUACGUCGUUUUAGCACCAUUGAAAAAGUAACAUGUAAAACUCUUGGUACUGGUAGCCGGCCCGUGCCUAAAGCUUUUUUGGGAAUGUUUACUCCAAGAACUUCUUUCAGAGCGGCAAAGUCUUCUGUUCAGGGUCCGGUUUGUCGACCCCAGCAGGGGGGCUCGGCAUUUCGCUCCCUUCGCCAUUUUAUCCCUUCACACGUUCAGCCGUUUGGUACCAUCUGCCAUCGGACGGGGCCUUCUAGGAGCGUUUCUUACCCGCUCGUGUUCUACUGGUUGUCUGACUCCAAUAAUUGAUGUCUACCAGCAGAUCAGAGUUAUCUCGCUUUGAUUAGGAGUCAAACUCUGUCCUUUUUCAUACGAGUCAACUGGCUCAAAAAGGGAUCAGAACUUAAAUGAGAGGAAAUGUGGUGUAAUUAGAAGUUUUCACAAAAUAUAUAACAUUAUCUGUGAGAUUUGACUGUUAAAUGCGCCUUUAUCUCUAUAAUUCAUGUAAAUACUUUGUGAAGUGAUAAAAAAAAAAUUGUUUUGUUUUGGCAUGAAGAAAUGGCUUGAGUAACACUUCAUAGGAAUAUCGGACGCGAAUCGACAAAAGUACAAAGUGAGCCCCCUAGUGGUCCAAACCCCAUAUCUUUAGAUCAUUUCUUCAAGCCAGUUGUUUUUGACUCUGAGCUGCCGUCGCUCAGCCUGUGCAGCGGGGAGGCGCCGUCCCCCAACAUCCUCCUGCAUGGAGUCCAGGACCAUCCUGAGCUCGAGUCCUGCUGGGGAGCGGAUCUUUCAUAUUAAAGUGCAUGCUUUGGGCUCAAAUCGUUAAUUAGCCUUGCAAAUCUAAAGACGGGAUAGAGCCUUAUCUGGUGCAUUGUGUGUGUUUGUUUGUGUGUGUUAUUGCUUAGAGAAAUUGUGCCUUUCGGAUAAUAGAUGACGUAAUCUGUGUUGAGAUCUUAGAGUUAAACGAACAGCGGUGUUAGGCUGACGGAGACAUAGAAAGGCAGAAACGGGUUUCUUUGGGAAGUGGAAAUACAUUUUAAAACAUUUAAGCGGUGCAAAAAUGUAAGAAGGUUUCUGCAUCUGUGAUUCUUUUGCUGCUUGUGAGUACAAGUAGGAGUUGAUGUUUCCUGAAUAUAUCUGCUUUCACACACAAUACACUCAGAUCCUGUAAUAGUUGGCUGUUUGUGGUCUGGUUCCUCCCCUCUGCUGUCUCUCUGUCCGUCAUCACGUUCUCUGAUUUUUUUUUUUUUUUUUUUUUGUUCAAAUCAUACCAUCCACCAUUUACUGCCUUUUGUUUGUCGUCUUUUAUUUUUUUUCUAAACAAACUAUAUCAAAUAUAGGGAAACUUAUGCUAAAGAGGGUGUUGCAUGAAUGUAUGUUUACAUGGAAACUUAUCUAAAAAGAAAAAAAAAGAUGAUUUAUUCAAAUACGUGCAAAGAUAAUUUAAGGAACGUCGUUUGUAGAGAUUCCUAGUUGUAAAAAGGGACAGGAGGCGGUGCUGUGUCUUUAAAGUCCAGCCUGCCAGACGACAUCCAAGUCCCAGCCAACCAACUGCUUAAAUCCAGUCCAUUUUUAUCUUAUGUAUUCCCAGUAUCCUGGUCCUGACUGUGUGUCCUCGCUCUCCGAUAAGUGAAAAACCCCAACACCGAAGGCCUGAGAGCCUCUGUGCUAAAGGAGAGACGUCAGAUUAAUGCUUUAAAAUCAUCUGGGAAAACCUCCAUCUUUUCUUUUCACCCAUCCUCGCCUUUGUUUUCUCCAAAGUAUCAUUAUUACUCUACAUUUUUUGAUGUGCGUUGAACUUCAGAUUUUUAAUUUGUGAUUGAUUUUGUUCGGACAUGCUUAAGAUUGAAGCAGACCGUAGGAUUGAAUGGAUCAUGUAUUUCAUUUGGACCUAUUCUACUCUGUUGUUUUUGUUUGCUUCAGUUGACAUGAUGCUGUAAUGUUGGCAAAACAAAAAAAUAAAGAAAGAAAAUGUAAAAUCCUGUAUCAUUUAUGAAAUAUGUAUAAAAGAGAAAUGUAAUUCAAUUAUCAAUAAAAUCCUUAUCCAGGUUUUGGAGCUAAUGG
Messenger RNA from Poecilia reticulata (guppy), 5616 nucleotides. It is a transcript of the gene mcu, whose product is annotated as mitochondrial calcium uniporter. Lineage: Eukaryota; Metazoa; Chordata; Actinopteri; Cyprinodontiformes; Poeciliidae. Gene Ontology annotation, cellular component: uniplex complex. Gene Ontology annotation, biological process: calcium import into the mitochondrion; mitochondrial calcium ion homeostasis. The record is from RefSeq and is a predicted model, not a curated record. Gene Ontology annotation, molecular function: uniporter activity; calcium channel activity.